Mercurialis annua (annual mercury) is the source of this 1372-nucleotide messenger RNA. Its product is annotated as scopoletin 8-hydroxylase-like. NCBI's taxonomy places the organism in Eukaryota, Viridiplantae, Streptophyta, Magnoliopsida, Malpighiales, Euphorbiaceae. The transcript has 3 exons. Bases 89 to 1192 code for a protein of 367 amino acids. The record is from RefSeq and is a predicted model, not a curated record.
UAUAUACCUUAUAAUCCAACCUUAAACACCACCACCAUAGCUUACACUUACAAAUUUCUCAAUCCAUUUUCACCAACUCUAACUCAUAAUGGCUCCAUCUCAAAGUUUUUCUGACUCAGACCACGGCUCAUUGUUCAACUUCGUGGUCCGAGAUGGUAAUGGUGUAAAGGGCAUGGUGGACUCAGGAUUAUCAAAGGUACCACAGCAGUAUGUGCAGCCUCAACAAGAGAGAAUCGACGAGCACAACGCAACCUUAAAUCAUAGCCCACCGAUUGACCUGUCGAAACUCGACGGUCCUGACCGUGACCUAGUGGUGAAUGAAAUUGCUAGAGCCGCUGAGACUCUCGGGUUCUUCCAGGUGGUUAACCAUGGCGUGCCCGUCGAGCUGCUCGAGUUGCUCAAGGAUGCAGCUCGUGAUUUCUUUGGCCAGCCGGCUGAAAAUAAAGCUGUAUAUUGUAAGGGUGUGAGCCCUAGUCCGUUGGUUAAGUAUGGUACGAGUUUUGUGCCGGAAAAAGAAAAGGCGUUGGAAUGGAAAGAUUAUGUGAGCAUGAUUUAUACUGAUGAUGCUGAAGCACUUCGAGUUUGGCCUAAAGAAUGCAAAGAUAUAGCUUUGGAAUAUAUAAGAACAUCAAUGAGAAUGGUGAGGAAACUACUAGAAGCUUUAAUGGAGAAGCUCGAAGUGAAAGUAGAUGACGCCGUAAUUGAAGCGUUAACUGGGUUGAAGAUGGUGAACAUGAAUUAUUAUCCAGUAUGUCCAAAUCCAGAACUAACGGUCGGGGUAGGGCGUCACUCAGAUCUUGGGACCCUGACUGUAUUAUUACAAGAUGGAAUUGGCGGUCUGCAUGUCAAAGUUGAAGAGAAUGUGGACGGUAAGAAGAAAGGUGAUUGGAUAGAAAUUCCGCCUAUUUCUGGUGCUUUGGUCAUCAACGUCGGUGAUACGCUGCAGAUAUUGAGCAACGGAAAGUAUAAAAGUGCAGAGCAUAGAGUGCGGACUACAAGCAAAGAAUCAAGAGUUUCAGUCCCGAUUUUCACAAUUCCAAAAGGAACAGAAAAGAUCGGACCGUUGGCUGAAGUGGUGGAGAAAGAUGGGGUGGCUCGUUACAGAGAAGUGGUAUUCCAAGAUUAUAUGAACAAUUUCUUUAGCAAUGCUCAUGAUGGAAAAAAGUCUCUUGACUUUGCAAGGAUCUAUUAAUACUUUUCUUUUCAAAUAGAUCCUUUUUUUUUGUCAAUAAUGUCUUUUUUUUCCCUCUUGUCAUGAUGUAUCUUAGAAUAAGCUUCUGGGUGUAACAGAAGAAACAUAUGACAUGCGUGUUCUCUUGUCAUGAUUUAACUUUUUUAAAUCCGCCUCUCCGAGGACCGGAAUGAUUAUCCA